AUGCCGUCCUCAAUGACCGACUUGUCGACGCGCAAUCGCAGCGACUCCGGCGAAAGUUCCGAGCUGCCAGAGCAUGAGCACAAGCGUCCGAGGCUGAGUGACACGGAGCCUGAUGAGACACAUAUAAUGUCCGAUCUUCUGCACAUUGACACUCAUCCUGCGCCUGCCGCCUCAGACAAGGACAGCAAUGGUCAUGAGGAAGGAGGUCAUAUCCAUAACCCCCCAUUACCCCCUCGAGCUACGGUCCCCGCUGCUGCCGUCACCGCCAUCUCUCCUACCAGCAAAGUGACCAUUAACACCCGUCCUCUAUCCUCUCAGUCUGUCACACAGCCAACUUCACGAAACAUGCUGUCGACCUCACCUACCUCGGAAGUUGUUUCUAUCUGUGGCGAUGGAACUCAAGACUUUAAGACUCCUACUGCCCCAAAUGCUGAUCCCCAAGAUACCAUCUCAACCCCUUCUGCAGGGAGCAAAAGCCCUGAAAUUGAGAUUGCUGAGGUGGAAGAUUUCGACCAAGACCCUGCACAGACGAGAUGGACUGGUCGUGUCGGGUCCGGUGCCAGAGAGUCACUGCCUAGAACCAUUCAGCCCGGACAUGUUUACCGCACGUUUCCCUUUGCGCACGAGAUGGCCCCUGGAAGUACUCAUCGCAUGGUCACUAGAAUGGCAGAUCGGUUCCAAAAUGCUGGCCCGCAGGAUGGGGACAUAUUCCGGCAGGUCAGGAAGUGGAUGAUCGACUUUGUCUCUACAUGCGACAAGUUCACGGCAAGCAUUUACGACGAGGAUCGGGAAUUCUGGCAGCGGCUUCCAGACCUCGUCGAAAGCUUGCUAAGACGUGAAGCUGGCCCCCCUGCACAGGCUCGAACAGAUGAUCUUGUUGAUUUCUUUGUCGCGUAUGGACAACUCACCAAGCUACUCAUGGACUACGACACACUUAGCCUACGGGCAUUCUCGGAAAAUGCAGACCCACGACGCCUGAAACCCCUGGUGUUGGUGUCUGGGACAUAUCUACAACCACUAGUCUGGCUCUCGCAAAGCAGAAUACCCUUUUAUGAAUCGCUGCGAACAACACUGAAUUUCCAUGUGUUGCAGUUCCUCACACUCCUUCUCGAUAGACUGGGAGACCACUCAGCAAUAGCAUUGUUGCCAUCCAUCUCCGCACUACUGUCAGAAAUAUGUGCAGUCCUACCCAAGAAGCCUGACUUGUUCCGACACGUUACCUCAUUACUGCUCUUGACCAUGCAUCUCAUGGGCCCUCUCGCGAGGACCGUCACUGGGGACGUGGGCUAUGACUACUCGGCAUUUUCACACCUCGAUUACAUCCGGGAUGAUGCCGCCGGAAUCAUACUGAAGGCUGACGACAUUGUUCAGCAGGCCAUCGUAAAGCAAGCCUCCUGGCUGAACCUCGAGACCGCCCCGAAGAUCAUCGAGUUCUUAAGCCCACUGAUGGCAUGCAUAGCCGUUGAGGUUCCGGCAAUCGGUCGGGACAUCAUUUCCUCGGCCGGUGUUGGCUUCGCUGAUUCUGACCUUACGGAUUUACCCAGCACAAUGCCUCACGCCUGGAAGUUCAAAACCCUACGGAAAUUCGUCACGAACGGACGGAUGGAGCUCAGGGUAUACGGCGUGGAUGUUAUGUCGAACGAUCUCAUCCAAAUCUACAGAGAGCACAUCCUGGGAAAGCCGCCGCCUCCAACGGCAAAUCCUUUGAUUCGGUUCUUGGUGAAAUUCAUUGACGAAAAUCAGCUUGUGGACUAUAUUGUCGGCGUUGACUCACACCCCCAAAUAAUCCGCCGGGCCCCUAAUAUUGUCGGCUUUCUCUGUGUCUCUGGAACAUACACCGAAAGCCAUACCGACAUGAUCUGGAAGACAAUUGUUGAAAGUCAGGAUCCUAACACCGUGCAUGAAGUGUUCAACCUCCUGCAGCAGUGCUUUCACGUGUAUGACAUUCAUGCACUGUACUACAUCUGCAGGAAACUCCUGGAAUACCCUUUUCAGCGCCUUGACAUCCACGCCCUGAAUUUUAUUAUCACUGUCUUUGAUAACCUCAAAGGUCAUCUCGGUUCAGCACCAUUGCAGUCUACCAUCGUGACAACCCCUAUCUCGCGUCAGUUAUGUAUCAGAUUGCUGCGAGAGGCGUCAAAGGAGGAAAAUAUCCCAUUGGAACAUGCUGUCUAUAUCCGACGAGAGUUUCCUCAACAAAUGAUCAACCUUCUCGCCUUAGGUCGAGCUGAAGCCACCGAGGCUACCGUCGACGAGGACGAGCGGACAACGCUUUUCAGAGAUGCUGCCAGCAACAUCGAGGCGCACAAUGACGAAUCCACUGGCGACGUGCAAGUCCUUACCUGUCUCUUGAAGAUGCUGACAAAAGGCACUAUUUUGAAGCUGGUUCAGAAGUUCGAGCUGUCUACCCUCCUGGUCGCCGAUUUUGUACAUCUGUACGAGCGAUAUCGUAUUGCAAGCGAGCGGAAUGAACCACUUUCAGCGUUUGAGGUGAUGUACGAAACCAGAUCGUCACUUCUCUACCAUCUCAUCGCCCUGGCACCGGAGACAUUCUCUGACGAUAUGGUGGGAUCACUCUGGUCGUCGCUUUUCGCUGCACAUCAGCUUUCUGCUUCUAUUCGAGCGGGGGCCUGGGAAACCCUGAACUUCGCAAUGCGCCCUAGACAGGAAACUGCCUUUCUAGAUUUGGUCAUUGACAAAUAUCUGCAAACUCUCCGCCCCCAGGAUUACAGCGAAAGAGUGUUAGAUUUCAUCAAAGCCUCCGUUUAUUACACCGUUCGACGAUCCCCGCAAGCCCCGCAGGAAUCUGGCGACGUCGUCAUCGUACCAGGAAUCGAGAGACUGUGGAAGGUGAUGCUUGAAGCACCACCAAAUACCGUCGAAAAUGAAGCCACGGACUACAUAAUAAAACAAUAUCUGGACAAUCCUCUUGUCACGAGGUGCUCAAAGGCGGCGGUAAAUGCAACUCACUCUUCUCUUGUUGAUCGCUGCGUUCAGCAGGUUAUAGCAUCAGCCUCAAAGCUCAAAUCAUACACCGAUGGCACCAUGAGCGGUGAAGACGAGCCUAUGGUUAUCAUUGCAUCUGAAGACGAGAUUCGCGCUGAAGAAUUGAGAUUUGACCGGUCGCUCUUGUUCUUGAGAAAGUUCCUGGAAGGCAUGAAGUCGAGACCACGGUACAGCCCAGUCCCUGGUCAACAUGAACAGGGUAUGCCAGAGUAUCAGGACAGAAAGGGUGAAUAUGUGGAAUUGAACGUUCAAAUCUAUGGGAGCAAAUAUGUCUCAAACAACAUGCAAAAGCUCGCCGUUGGCUCGGAAAAUACUGGAGACGAACUGUUCAAGUAUCUGUCUAACGCUAGUGGCUUUACAGAGUUCACCGUCUACCACUAUGGACGUCAAAUCCCUCUGAAAGGUCGAAGUUCCACCAUAGCAGAGUUAAAACUGUCUCGGGGACUUCUCAUCCUCAACAAGACCGCCAAUAGCCUAGAGACCGUUCCUACGCGCCCGGCUCGCGCUACGUCUCCUGUGGAUAACAAGAUUAUGCAUCACUUUGACGAUCUGUACGAUCUCUUAGAUGCAGACGAACGACUUUCAAGGGAAGUCUACAGUUUUCUCAGCCUCUUCUCGGCCCAGAAUGAAGUGGUUCGGAUCGUGCGAUCACGAGAAAGAUUACCUACGGAUCUCCUUCCUCCCAACAAACCAUUCAAGCUUCUGUACUGUGCAAGAGCACUGAGGUCCUGUAUCGAAGAUGAGUCAUUCAGUUCGAGCCCAGAAACUCAGUUUCUGGUCUACAGCAUUCGGACCAUCGUGGCCGUUUUCCCGAGGCUGGACUUGAGCAACCCAGGCGAUGCCCUGCAAGUUUCAAUUACCCAUGGAUUAAUUGAAGCGCUUCUUCUUGCGUUCCGGGCCAAAGUAUCCCCAGAGAUCUCGCGUGAAUACAUUGAAGACCAUAAAGAGUUUGCGGUGCAGAUGUCAAGGCUUCUGCGCUUCUCCUUGAGGAACUGUACUAGCAGCACAGGUGAACUGUCAACGCCAGCCAUGGUCAAACUGAUUAUGGAGACGUUCAUUGAAGCUUGCUUGCACGACGAACGCAUUUGGGAUCAUUUGGGUGCUGAGACAACGUUCGGCGAUUUGGCCAUGACUGCCUUUGUCAGUGAUCCGCGUGUCGAGGUACGACACUCACUCCUUGAGGUUGUGGUGGGCUUAACUGGCGCUGCUGGCAUCAAGUUGCAGCUCAAGGUCAAUAAUCCCCGGGCGCCGCGAUCUCGGUUCCCGCCCACGACCAUUGAAAGCUGCCUGUCGCAUAUCUGGGAAGCCCUGCUCGCUGUUCUACCGAACGCCUGCCAGCAACCCGAGCGCUGUUCCGAAGUUUGCGAGACAAUGCUUUCCAUCCUGAGACGAAUUGGCAAAUCCUUUUCGAUCCCGAGUCUGCGUCGACACUUUGACCAGUGGAGUACAAUGCUGGUAAAACACAAACAUGUGGAGGUUGUGGGUCAACCUUUGAAGGACCAUGUUGUCGCCACUCUUACCAAGCUUCUGCUUGAGUGCUCCAAGUUGUUGAAGAAUGCAAAUGCUUUACCAUCGAGCAGCCUCGUCAUCGACAAAAUUAUAUCGCGGUUUCUUUUCCCUCCACUAUCUGAGGCCGGAUUGGCGACAGAGGACACCAUCAUGGUGCCGGUACUCGACAUCACUGUGCGGGAGAAUCUGUACAGCCUCAUACUAGCUCUGUGCCAGGAUUCUCAAGACAUCGCGGUUGUUGUAACCAAGCUGAGCGACGAUUUGCUUCCAGAUGACUUUUUCGAGCCGCUUUUUGGGCACGACCGUCAGUGUCUUCGCUCGGAGGUUGGCUAUGCUGGUCUACGCAACCUUUCCAAUACAUGCUACCUCAAUUCCCUUUUUUCGCAACUCUUCAUGAACGUUGAGUUUCGGGACUUUUUCCUUAUCAGAGCAGGCCUGCAUGAUCCAAAGCAGAAACUGGUCUCGGAACUCUCAAAAGUGUUUGCUCACAUGCAAAACUCGUACGAGAAGUCCAUUGAUCCAUCUGGCGCAGUCGAAGCAAUCACGACCUAUGAAGGAGAGCAAAUCGAUGUCUCGGUGCAAAUGGAUGUGGACGAGUUCUUCAAUCUACUAUUUGACCGGCUCGAAGGACAGAUCGACCAGCAAGCGAGGGAUGUCUUCAAGUCUAUGUACGGUGGGCAGUUGGUUCAGCAAGUCAAAUCCAAGGAGUGCGAGCAUAUCUCAGAAAGACUGGAACCUUUCUCUGCAGUGCAAGUGGAGAUCAAAGGCAAAGCACGACUAGAAGACAGCCUUCGUGCUUAUGUCGAAGGUGAGGUUCUACAAGGCGAGAACAAAUAUUCUUGCACUUCUUGCGGGCGCCACGUGGACGCUGUGAAACGGGCUUGCCUGAAAGAUGUUCCGGACAAUCUCAUUUUCAACCUCAAACGCUUUGACUACGACAUCAUGAAUGGAACGCGAGCAAAGAUCAACGAUGAAUUUCAGUUUCCUGAUACACUUGACAUUGCUCCAUAUACUCUUGCAAGACUCAGCGACGACGAGGAACCGGGAGAACCAGACUAUUUCCAACUUACAGGUGUAAUCGUCCAUUCGGGUACGGCAGACUCAGGACAUUACUAUUCAUUUAUCCGUCAACGACCAUCUGCGAAACCAACUCACGAAUCCUGGGUCCAAUUCAACGACCAGGACGUUGGCGUUUUUGACCCCAGCCUUAUGCGGGAGAGCUGUUUUGGUGGCAGCUCUGACGUCCCCUUCUACCCCAUGCUAAAGUUCAACAGCGCAUACAUGCUGUUUUAUCAGAGAACCUCCAGCAUUCAGAGGGUCGAAGAGCAAUAUCGUCAGCAUGAUGCCGUCAACCCUAUCCGUCUUCCUCUACCGCCGGCGAUGGAGCAAUACAUUGCCCAACAAAAUGAGCUAUUCUUACGGUCAUAUUGCGCCCAGGACGGUGCGCACGCACAAUUCAUUCGUCAGUUGCUUGAUCGGAUGAGAGCCGGGGUAGACGGAUGCAGUGAUGACCACACUCUCGAGUCCAGUACCAUCGAAAUGGCUUUAGAGUAUGUUCGACAGAUCUCGGGUCGCUGGAAGGAGUGUCCGUCGCUUGAAGACACCAUCAAAGCCCUAAUCCAAUAUUCCGAGAAGUGUCUGGACUGCGCCAAAACCAUCUCACAAUGGUUUUCUCGUAAUCGAAUUCUCGAGGAUGUGAUUGUCCGGAGCCCGUACCAGCUCGUCAGAAAGUCUUUUGCUCAUCUCUUCUAUGUCGUGUUCAAUCGCCUUCACUUGGCCAAAGAGAUGAUGAGUACUACCGAUGAAGCGUAUGCUCAGUUGGCAGCCGACUAUAGCAGGUCUCUUUCGGAUUGCGUCGCUCAACUGUCCCACGCAUGGGAUGUGGUGACCAGGAGUGGCCGUUGUUGGACCGAAUACUUCAGCAUUCUGAAUAACAUUCAGGAAUUUGGAGAUGAUGAGGCGAUGCUCCUUCUUGACGAGGACUACCUUGAAAAAUGUCUCGACAUAAUCAUGAUGCAUCUCCACAACCCGAUGGAGUUUUCGAUAUCUAGGAGAUUGAGAGCACGAUACGGUGUUUACUUGGCGGCACGCGAGAGGAACCGACCAUUCAACCAUGGAGUCCUCAUCAUGUUUCUGGUCAAUCUGUUGCUGAGGGUUGAUCUACACCACAUGCCGGAUGGAAAUUAUCGCGUUUCUGACAAGAAGAUCGGUCUAACUCCCCGUGAGCUUGAUAUUCUGGGAAUCGCGAGAGUACCUCCCAGUUUGGAGUGGCUACGACGUCUCAUCGCUGGGCGUCAGGAUCCCGCAGCGAUUAACAGUCUUGUGGCGUAUCUGGCCGGAGAUCGAAGUCUUGCUGGGUCUCUUUCGGAUGUCCUACUCAGAGGGUUAAAUGAUCGGAUGAUCAAUACUGCCAUCAGAUUCCUUCGGCCGGUCUUGGUCUUCUGCGAGAAUUGCCAUUCGGAAAAUCAGAUUCUUGACCUCGUGCAGUCAGCGCUGGACAGCAUUGCCACGGUGGGUGUGGAUUAUGCUAAGGACUAUUUUGACUUUGUUGAUGCCCUGAUGAAAGUUGAAAAUCCGUACAUUCAUGCCAGCGCAGGUUUCAUGGAGGAAAUAGUGUUGCAAACCGUCCAGCACUGGGCACCCAUAUUCCUGCUUGCACCUAGCGAUAAUCGAGGCAACAUCCGACUCGCAACAGUGGACAUGUUGACACGGAUACUAUUCAAUCCUCUACACGCUGCCGAGGACCAAGAUCCGCGAGUCGUUCGGGCCCUUCGUACGGUCUGUCAGGAACUCGCAUGUUGCUCGCACACAUUCGUUCAAGGCACCUUUCUGAAUCCCCGAAGCCGAGAUAUUUCGAUCCUCCAGCCAGGUCAGGCGAGCCAACUGAUUGAUGUGGUGGAGCAUUGUUUGAACUUUUUUGACGUCGACAAUGUGAUUCAGGAGGAAAAAGUUGGCGAGAUCCAGACUGCCAUGGCUGCCUUGAGGGCGAAAGCUGAGUCUGCUCUUGAAACACUGAGCUCAGCAGAGUGGCAAGAGAACAGCAGUGAGAUGGCCGAGCUGAGUGGAGAGGACUACGAGGACGCGCUCAGUCCAUGA
Capronia epimyces CBS 606.96 is the source of this 7611-nucleotide messenger RNA. RefSeq lists its product as uncharacterized. NCBI's taxonomy places the organism in Eukaryota, Fungi, Ascomycota, Eurotiomycetes, Chaetothyriales, Herpotrichiellaceae. Gene Ontology annotation, biological process: protein deubiquitination. The coding region runs from base 1 to 7611 and encodes 2536 amino acids. The transcript has a single exon. Gene Ontology annotation, molecular function: cysteine-type deubiquitinase activity; cysteine-type endopeptidase activity. Gene Ontology annotation, cellular component: nucleus; cytosol. The record is from RefSeq and is a predicted model, not a curated record.